Molecule: messenger RNA, 1758 nt
Organism: Centruroides sculpturatus (bark scorpion)
Lineage: Eukaryota; Metazoa; Arthropoda; Arachnida; Scorpiones; Buthidae
Product: partitioning defective 6 homolog beta-like
Exons: 2
Coding region: 1-843 (280 amino acids)
Biological process (GO): centrosome cycle
Molecular function (GO): protein binding
Source: RefSeq, a predicted model, not a curated record
AUGGCAAGAACCAAUAGUGGGCAUAUAAUCGAACACAAACUAGAAAACAAAUUGGAAGAUCAAAUGAAAGCUCUUUAUCCAGCUGUAAACGAAGUAGAGACUCCCUUACCCAGAGGUUGGUGUACAAGAGAAAGAAGUACCCCUUUAAGUUUCACAAAAGAGAAUAAAAGAGUGGAAUACAAAGGUGAGAGUUGGGAAGAAGUAAAUGGAUAUGGAAUUGCUGGAAAAAAGAAGAAAUUUUUAAGUCAUUAUCUUUUACCUUCUGUUCCAAAAGUUCGUUCACACAUUUCUAUUAGUUUACCUGAAGAUUUUAGACAAGUAUCUUCAAUCAUUGAUGUUGACAUUGUACCUGAAACUUGUCGGCGGGUACGACUUGUGAAGCAUGGAUCUGACAAACCAUUAGGAUUUUAUAUUCGUGAUGGGACUAGUGUAAGAGUUACUCCACAUGGUUUAGAAAAAGUGCCAGGAAUUUUUAUUUCUCGCUUAGUACCAGGUGGACUAGCAGAAAGUACAGGUCUUCUUGCUGUUAAUGAUGAGGUGUUAGAAGUGAAUGGAAUUGAAGUGGUUGGUAAAACUUUAGAUCAGGUUACGGAUAUGAUGGUUGCCAAUUCAUCCAAUCUUAUAAUUACAAUUCGACCGGCUAAUCAAUGCAAUUUUGCUUUUCCACGACGUGGAUCAUUCGGUCAUUCUUCACAGAUGUCUCACGGUUCUCAACAGUCCGCUCAAUCUCUCCCGAGUGACGACGAUCGGUAUGAUGAAGAUGAAAUUAGAGAUCAUACAGGAGCGGUAUUUUCAGAAGUGGAAGGACAAAAAACUGAAGAUAAUACUAUUGUAACACUUUAAUAUUGUCUUCCAAUCAGCUGUAAUUUGUAAGUGAUAUUUCCAAAAUUUAAAAGACUCAAGUCCCUGAAAACAAGAUCCAAUGGCAGUAUUUACUGUUUGAAAUAUUUUAUUUCUAAUAUUUCAUUAAGCAAUAUGAUAGAAAAAAAAAUGCUUGAAUUUUUCAGGCAGCUGUUGAUAAUGAAAUUAAUAAUGUUUUAUGUAUUAUUUUUUUUUUGUGACUUAAUUUUAUUGUUUCAGCAUUCCAACAUUUUAUUAUGUAAUUCUGAUCAACAUUUUAAUGUAUUUUAUAUAAAUGUUUUAUACUAUAUGCCGUCCAUAUUUGAACAAUGUAUUAAUAAAAUAUUCCAAAUGGGAUUUUAUUUUUACAUACAUUUUUGAGCAAAUAAGUCAUAAUGAUAAGAGAUCUGGUUAGUGAAAUUAGAAUGAUUACAAGCAGUACAAAGUUUUAAUUAUGAAAAGCACCCUCUUGGUUAGUAAAUGCACUAAAAGGUACUUUUGAGAUGUAAUAAUGGUUGUUUUUAUUGCAAUAAUUUUUCUUCAAAGUAAUUUUUCAUAACAUGGGUUGUAUUACCAGGGUGAUUUGAACUAAAAUACCUCAUUCCUUAAAUUGUGUAGCUAUUGGAUAAUUAAGGUGGCUGCUAAAGUUUUGAUUGCCUAUUUUAUCUGAAAAUGAAUUUAAUAAUAAAUUACUUAAAUUUUGACCAUAUAAUUUCUUCUUUAUAUGAUUUAAAUGUAAACAGAUAUAAAUAAAAUAUUGUACUCAUGUAUUGUUCAAAAACAACAAAUGUAUAUUUUUUAAAAAUAUUUGCACUUGAUGUUCAAUUUAUAUUGCAGCCAAUUCAUUCCAAUGUAUUUGUAAAAAUGUGAUUAAUAAUCCGGAUUGUCUACCAAAAAUGUAUAAACUUCUAUUUUGAU